Messenger RNA from Penicillium concentricum, 1101 nucleotides. RefSeq names its product Gfo/Idh/MocA family protein. The transcript is spliced from 5 exons. The record is from RefSeq and is a predicted model, not a curated record. The coding region runs from base 1 to 1101 and encodes 366 amino acids. Lineage: Eukaryota; Fungi; Ascomycota; Eurotiomycetes; Eurotiales; Aspergillaceae. Gene Ontology annotation, molecular function: nucleotide binding.
AUGACGCACAUUGUUCGAUGGGGUAUCAUGGCCACUGGCUGGAUUGCUGAGACAUUCACAAAUGACCUUCUCAUCGACCCCAAUGUCCGCAAUGCAUCUGACAUAGCCCACCAAGUCGUCGCGGUGGCCUCGUCCUCGUCCAAGGACAAGGCCGAGCAAUUCAUCUCGGCUCGAGGAAUCACAACCCCUUGCUCUGCAUAUGGGGACUACGAGACUUUGGUGGCCGACCCCAACGUCGAUGUCAUCUACGUCGCGACCCCGCACUCCCACCACUACCAGAACGUCAGACUGGCACUGGAGGCGGGCAAGAAUGUUCUCUGCGAGAAAGCCUUCACCGUUAACGCUGCUCAGACUAAGAUUCUCGUCGAGAUUGCCCGCAAGAAAAACCUUUUCCUUAUGGAAGCUGUCUGGACGCGCUAUUUCCCCCUCAGCAUUCAGGUCCGCGAGCUCAUCCAGAAGGGUGAGAUCGGUGAGGUCCUCCGUGUCGUGGCUGAUACGAGCUUCGGUGAUGAUGUUGAGACGAAAUGGGGUACCACACACCGCAUGGUGAACCCCGAUUUGGCCGGUGGUGCUCUCCUGGAUUUGGGUAUCUACUCCCUGACCUGGGUCUUCCAGACUCUAUACCACACCCUGCCCCGAGACCAGAGGAAGCCACCCACUGUCUCCUCGCAGAUGACUCCUUACCACCUCACCGGUGCAGACGAGUCCACAACCAUGCUUCUGAGUUUCCCCACAAGCACUCCCUCUAAUGGGCCCCACCCGCAACAAUCGCACGGUAUCGCCCUGACCAACAUUCGUGGCACUCAAGGCGAGAUCCAGGUGCUUGGCCAACCUUUCCGGCCAGAGAGCUACCGUAUCAUUCCCAAGAAGGGUGCCGGUGAGAUUCGUGAGGUUCAUUGUCCGUUCCCUGGUAAUGGUAAGGGUAUGUACUGGGAAGCUGAUGAGGUUGCUCGUUGUCUCCGCGAUGGCAAGCUCGAGAGUGAGGGUAUGCCAUUGGAAGAAAGUAUCGUCAUUAUGGAGGUUAUGGAUGAGGUGCGGAAGCAGGGUGGUUUGACCUAUCCUCAGCAGAUUGAGUCGACUGAGUACCCUCUGAAAUUUUAG